GUUGGGUGAUGCUGGGUUUGUUCUGACGUUCCCUGCAUGGAUAGACAGUAUUUGGGUUUCCAGCCAACUGAAUGCGGCCGUGUGCUGGAGGGGGUCGGUUAAACGGUUUACUUUUUUAAACUACAGACAUUUUUAUCGAGCCAUGUCUCCAUCAGUCCCCCUGCAGGAGAUGAUCCGAGCCAUCAGGUCAGCCCGGACUCAGUGUGAGGAACGAGGGGUCAUCCAGAGGGAGUGCGCCGCCAUCCGGGCCCAGUUCAGACAAACCGACAACGGGGGGCGGUCGCACAACCUCGCCAAGCUGCUCUACGUGCACAUGUUGGGCUACCCUGCUCACUUUGGUCAGAUGGAGUGUGUCCGGAUGAUCGGCAGCUCGCGCUACAGCGAGAAGCGCGUGGGAUACCUGGGAGCAAUGAUGCUCCUGGAUGAGAAGCAGGAUGCGAGCUUGCUCAUCACCAACUCCAUAAAGAAUGACCUGUCUCAUAGCAACCAGCACGUCCAAUCUUUGGCUCUGUGCACACUGGCCUGCAUGGGUUCAGCUGAGAUGUGCAGGGAUCUGGCCCCAGAGAUCAACAGAUUGCUGCGCUCCUCCAACUCUUACAUAAAGAAAAAGGCUGCUUUGUGUGCCGUUCACAUUGUGAGGAAAGUCCAGGAUCUAGGAGAACUAUUUGUCCCUUCUGCUCACUCCCUCCUCUCUGAGAAGAACCACGGUGUGUUGCAUGGAACUGUUGUGCUCAUCACUGAGCUUUGUGAGCGGAGCCCAGAAGCUCUGGAACGGUUCAGGAAGACCGUCCCAGAUCUAGUUCAGAUCAUGAAAGGCCUGGUGAUUUCAGGAUAUUCUCCGGACCACGAUGUGGCAGGAGUCAGUGAUCCGUUCCUACAGGUACGCAUCCUGAGGUUGCUGAGAAUCCUCGGCCGGAACAACGAAGCAGCUAGUGACGCCAUGAACGACCUCCUAGCUCAGGUGGCGACCAACACAGACAGUACCAAGACUGUGGGCAACGCCGUGCUCUACGAGACGGUUCUCACUGUAUUAGACAUAAAGUCAGAGAGUGGCCUCAGAGUUUUGGCUGUUAACAUCCUGGGAAGAUUUCUCCUGAAUAAUGACAGAAACAUUCGAUAUAUCGCCAUGACCUCCCUUCAGAAGAUCGUUGUGACAGACCAUAAUGCAGUUCAGCGGCACCGUGGGACUAUAGUAGAUUGCUUAAAAGACCAGGAUGCAUCUGUCAAGCGGCGGGCUUUGGAGCUAUCCUUGGCUUUGGUAUCAGCCUCCAACAUCCGCUCCAUGAUGAAGGAACUGCUCAUCUUCCUCUCCUCCUGCCCCCCAGAACUCAGGGCUCAAGCUGCCGGUGGCAUAUUCAACGCUGCUGAAAGGUAUGCACCCUCCCAACGUUGGCACAUUGACACCAUCCUGCAUGUUCUCACCACGGCUGGGGGCGAUGUCAGAGAUGAGACCGUGCCUAACCUAAUUCAGCUUAUCACCAACACCUCAGAGCUGCACUGUUACACCGUCCACAAGCUCUACCGGGCGCUGCUCACUGACAUCUCUCAGCCACCUCUGGUCCAGGUGGCUUGCUGGUGUAUAGGAGAGUAUGGAGACCUGCUGCUGAAAGGCGAGUGUCAGGAGACAGAAGCUGUGCAGGUAACAGAGGAUGACGUCCUGGACGUUUUAGAGAUAGCUUUACAGUCGCACAUGUCUACUCCAACGACCAGAGGCUUCGCUCUCACCGCCACCAUGAAACUGAGCACACGCAUCACAGACAAUGUGGAUCGGAUCAGAAGCCUCGUCAGCAUCUACGGCAGCUGCAUAGAUGUGGAGCUCCAGCAGAGGGCAGUUGAAUACAACGCACUCUUCAAAAAAUACGACCACAUGAGAGCAGCUGUGCUGGAGAGGAUGCCUGUGAUUCAGAAAAACUCUCUGGGUCAAAUCAACGGAGAGGUAAGCGAGGAGACGAUCAAGGAGCCCCAAUUAGCCAAAGUCAGACAGGUUGAGACACCACAACAACCAGCUGGCCAGGUUUGUGAUCUCUUGGACUUGCUGGGUGGCUCUCAGGAACUUUUGCAGCCCAGCUCAUUACUAGGUGACCCAGCACUAACUCAGCCCACCACUGCCCUCACCAGUGCUGGAGGAGACCUCCUGGAUCUAUUGGGUGGGCUGGAGCCCACUCCGCUGACACCAGCUCCCACUGUGACGGUGUAUGAGAAAAAUGGUGUGACUUUGACGCUAAGCUGUGAACAACAGUCAGACUCAGGCCUGACUAUCACGCUCACAGCCUCCAACUCCACUGACUCAGACAUCAGCGGCUUCACCCUGCAAGCUGCAGUGCCCAAGAGUGUGCAGUUACAAAUGAGGUCCCCCAGCAGGGACUCUCUUCCUGCAAGGGGUGCAGCUAAACUGACCCAGCUGGUGGUCCUCAACAACCCAAACAAGGUAAAUCUGAAAAUGAGGAUCCGUGUCUCCUACACCAGCCAAGGCUCUGUCAUUCAGGACACAGUUCAGGUGGACUCCUUCCCAGGACUCAGUGCAGCUGGACUCUGAACACAGCCUGGCAGCCCAACAGAAUCAGGACGUGUCUCUGAAUCUGUUUAGGUGGUUUUUAUGCAUGAGAAGCGCUGAUAUUUCACAGGAAUUCACAGCCUCACCGAAGGAGUCACUUUUUUGCUGCUUGUCAGAUAAAUAAGAUCACAAUGGUGAAUACUUACAGAGAUGCAGGUGUUAUGUAAAAAGGUGGGGUAUUUAAAAGGAAAUUA
Molecule: messenger RNA, 2748 nt
Organism: Girardinichthys multiradiatus
Lineage: Eukaryota; Metazoa; Chordata; Actinopteri; Cyprinodontiformes; Goodeidae
Gene: ap1g2
Product: adaptor related protein complex 1 subunit gamma 2
Exons: 22
Coding region: 143-2536 (797 amino acids)
Biological process (GO): Golgi to vacuole transport; receptor-mediated endocytosis; intracellular protein transport
Cellular component (GO): membrane coat; Golgi apparatus; AP-1 adaptor complex
Molecular function (GO): clathrin-cargo adaptor activity
Source: RefSeq, a predicted model, not a curated record